AUGAGACAGGAAGAAAAGAAAGGGCAAUAUACUAACAGCAAGAAAUUCACCGAUUAUGAAGCGAGAUACUCGUCUAUCGAGAAGUUAUGUUGUGCCCUGAAAGUCGUGAAAGGGAGCACAAUAGCUGACUUUUUAGCUAGCAGAGCCUUGGAGGAUUAUGAGCCUUUGACAUUUGAUUUUCCAAAUGAGGAUUUGAUGUAUGUGGCAGCCACUGAAGAAAGUCCCCAAAUAGAUCAUGUGUGGAAGUUAAAUUUUCAUGGAGCCUCAAAUGCUAUGGGUAACGGAAUUGGGGCAGUUCUGGUAUCUCCAAGCAGAGAUCAUUAUCCUAUUGCUAGCAAACUGGAUUUUGAUUGUACGAACAAUGUGACAGAAUAUGAAGCAUGCAUUAUGGGCAUUCAUGCAGCCAUCGAACGUAAAAUCAAAGUACUAAAAGUGUAUAGGGAUUCCGUAUUAGUGAUAUACCAGCUCAAAGGAGAAUGGGAGACAAGAGACCCUAAACUGAUCAGUUAUCGAAAGAUGGUUCUUGAAUUGAUGGAUGAGUUUGAUGACAUCACUUUCUGUUACCUUCCGCGAGAGGAAAACGAGAUGGCUGAUGCGUUGGCCACCCUAGCUUCUAUGAUCCGAGUGAACAAGUUGGAAGACAAAAAGCCUAUAGAGGAAAAAGUUGAUCAUCCUUGGUAUCUGAAUAUCUUACAAUAUGCGAAAAAUCGUGAGUAUCCAAAUCAGGAAACGGAGAAUGAUAAGAGAGCAUUGAGAAGAACGGCCAUUGACUAUGUCUUAGAUGGAGAGAUCCUAUACAAAAAAGGGAAGGAUCAGGUACUGCUAAGAUGUGUGGACGCAGCGAAAGCUAGAAAAAUUCUGGAAGAGGUCUAUGAGAGUAUCUGUGAAACGCAUGCAAAUGGUUUCACAAUGGCCAGAUAG
Molecule: messenger RNA, 921 nt
Organism: Gossypium raimondii (Peruvian cotton)
Lineage: Eukaryota; Viridiplantae; Streptophyta; Magnoliopsida; Malvales; Malvaceae
Exons: 3
Coding region: 1-921 (306 amino acids)
Molecular function (GO): nucleic acid binding; RNA-DNA hybrid ribonuclease activity
Source: RefSeq, a predicted model, not a curated record